AUGGGCAGACCAACGAAAGAGGAAGCAAUGGAGAUGCGAAUCGAUACCACUGACGCUAUCUCCAAAGCGCUCGCUGCCGCCAAUAAGUUAGUCGCCCCACGGAGCUACGUGCUAGGAGGCGUGGAUCAUCGAGAAACAGUCUACUGGACAAUACCGGAAGCGAACACGCCUGCUGUGCACCCUGAGGCUACGAAGCACCGUCCAGCACCGUCAGCAGCACGGUUUGUGAUAGUCUGCGGCUUCGGAAAGGUAGACAAGCAUGUGUUUAGGGCUUACAACACUAUGAGCGUCACGGCACAGCGAACGAUCAUACGCAAAGGCGGCCCUCAUGUGGAAAAGAGGGCGAUACUGCUUCCUGGUCAUGUCACUGUAUGGGGGCGGACUGUAUUCGAUGAAUUCCACAAUUGCAAGUCGGAGGGCACAAUCAUGGCCAAGUUUUACCAGGAUAUUCGAAGCCACAACCACGGAUACCAAUGGAAAGCAUGGGCCCUGUCCGGAACGCCUAUGGAACAAGGACUGAAUGAGAUCUUGAUCUUCGUGUCGCUAGCACUCAUUGGCCUUCAAAACAGGAAAGGGGUCUCUAACUGGUUCAACGCUACCGACAAGAGAGACUCCGUGACUGGCGAUCGCAUCUAUAAGAUGGAAGAUGCAGUCUACCGAACAUUGAAGACGCGCGACCCGUGGGGCAAACCAAUAUCCGGCAUUAAGGGCGACUUCCUGCCUUACUUCCAAAGCUGCCCAUGUCCAGAUUUCCUCAGCACGGUACAAAACGCUGAGCAACAAUGCAGAGAUAUCCUGGAAAAAGAAGGCCUUGAUGAAUCAGAAGCUAGCAGACGUGUGAUCUUCAACCGCUUCGAGAUGCAGGCGAUAGCAUCCUACCCUGCGCUUGCUACUCUAAAGGCAGCACAGUUCAAAACAUACGGCAGCCGCAAAGUCAAACGCUUCACGUCAAACAGCGUGAAGGACCUCUUUACCAACCCAAGCAAGGACCAUUUCCUAGGAGGUAUGACACAGCACGAAAUCAACCUCAAGCUUGCUAAAUGGAGGGAUCCAGAUGGGCCUUGGAUCAUGGUGGCUUCAAUGGCAUUUGCAGAGGCAAUCACACUGACAGAAGCUACGCACGUCGUCAUCAUGGAGCCGCAAGACAGGCAGAACACACAGGAUCAAUUCAUGUUCCGAGUGUACCGACUCGGCCAGUUGGCAGAAAUGUGUGUCGGCAUUGUCUAUUUUAACCCAGACAGUGAACUGGAACUCAAAGUACUGGGCAAGCAGGACGUCAAAACAACUUCCCGAGAUAAACUACAAGGUGGAGGAUCGACGGUUACGGAUCAACGCAUGGACUGGCAUCAAACUGAACCGAUUGUCAUGAGUUUAGAAGCACUCUGCUAA
Molecule: messenger RNA, 1389 nt
Organism: Parastagonospora nodorum SN15
Lineage: Eukaryota; Fungi; Ascomycota; Dothideomycetes; Pleosporales; Phaeosphaeriaceae
Exons: 3
Coding region: 1-1389 (462 amino acids)
Source: RefSeq, a predicted model, not a curated record